This is a messenger RNA of Histoplasma mississippiense, 4560 nucleotides long. RefSeq lists its product as hypothetical. The record is from RefSeq and is a predicted model, not a curated record. The transcript is spliced from 4 exons. Gene Ontology annotation, cellular component: nucleus; chromatin. The coding region runs from base 1 to 4560 and encodes 1519 amino acids. Gene Ontology annotation, biological process: mitotic sister chromatid cohesion; DNA repair. NCBI's taxonomy places the organism in Eukaryota, Fungi, Ascomycota, Eurotiomycetes, Onygenales, Ajellomycetaceae.
AUGCCUACGCGCACUCGACAUUCUCUUACUGCUACGACUCAAGUUGCUGAGCCUGAGGAAGAAUCGAGUGGCCUCCGUCGCCUAAGGUUUAACGAGACGCUCUCAUGGCGGGCUGGUCGAGCGAUUCCGGUUGCAGACUUGUUGGAGAGGCUGGAAUCGCUCGCGCUUGAACUGCGACAACUAGACCAGGAAGAGACGGAUAAGGACUCGCUGAAAAAGGUAUCCCAGGAGCUGGCAAGCGGGCAUUUGCUAGGGCACCGAGAUAAGGGUGUGCGCGCAUGGACGACUUGUUGCGUCGUGGACAUUUUGCGCCUCUGCGCGCCAAAUGCCCCCUUUACGGGUAAUCAGCUAAAGGAUAUAUUUACCACCAUCGUCACCUCGAUAAUUCCUGCCCUCGCAGAUCCCUCCAAUGCAUAUAAUGAACAGCACGUAUACGUUCUUUCGUCCCUUGCAGAUGUCAAAAGUAUCGUGCUUUUGACAGAUCUGGAUGCGCCUGAUACCCUGAUUCUCCCGCUGUUUUCGUCAUGCUUCGAUAUCGUAUCCGGCUCAUCAAAAUCAUCCACGGGCGAGGAACUAGCAAAGAAUGUGGAAUAUGACAUGACACGGCUUCUGGUACCUAUUAUUGAUGAAUCGUCAGUACUUGCGCCGGAAAUCAUUGAUGUUAUUAUCGCACAAUUCCUGCGCGUUGAUCCGCGGAUCGUCGAGCACACUUCCAGCAGCAAAAGCAAGAAACACGGUGCGCAUGUGGAUGCAAAACAAGGGACAUUACUCCUGAAAGAAUACCCCCCUGCUUAUAACAUGGCUAAGGCCAUAUGCAGCGCUUGUCCUGAAAAGAUGACGAGCUAUGUGAGCCAAUAUUUCAACAACGUGAUUGUAGAUGCUUCAGGUUCUACGGAGACGAAUGGGCUACCGAAGGUGCAUCAUCGUGCAGGCAUUGAUGAUUCCGACGACGAGGCAGAAAAUAUUAAAGAGCUAAGCAAGGCGCAUCGUCUUAUACGAGAGGUGUGGCGUGCUUGUCCGGAUGUGCUUCAAAAUGUGAUCCCACAACUAGAAGCGGAAUUGUCCGCAGAAUCUGUAUCAUUACGACUUCUCGCCACGCAAACAAUCGGCGAUGUCACAGCUGGCAUCGGUGUCGCGGGCCCUCCAACGCCGCCGCCCAUGGAUCCAGCUGCCUAUCCGCCAGCAACAUUGACAGGCGAAUCUCAAAUCACGCAACCGAAUGCUCUACUCCUACCACUCGCUCCUAAACCCUUUUCGCAAGCCCAUUCCACCGCGUACCAAAGCUUUCUUAGUCGACGCCAGGAUAAAUCUGCAUCUGUACGGGCUGCUUGGGCUACGGGGAUCGGUCGAAUCAUACUAACGUCCGCUGGUGGCUCUGGGCUCAGCACCAAUGAAGAGCAAGAUUUGGUUAAAAGUCUAGCAAAAAUGCUUGGAGAUGCGGAUGAAAAGGUCAGGAUUGCUGCAGUUGAAGUCAUCGGGACAUUUGGUUUCUCAGACACUGUCAAAAAACUUGGUAUCAGUGGUGGAAUUUCUGAUCAAGAUUCUGUUCUUUCCAUUUUGGCUGAGCGUGUUAAGGAUCGAAAACGCACUGUCCGUGAGCAGGCCAUGAAAAUACUAGCACGUAUAUGGGGGGUCGCAUCUGGUGAAAUCGAGGCGAAUAAUGAGCAAGUUGCAAUGGUUCUAAAGGACAUUCCCUCUCGAAUUAUCGACGCUUAUUACACGAAUAAUCUUGAUAUUCAACUUCUCCUUGACCAUGUAAUAUUCGAAAUUCUUCUACCACUGAAUUAUCCUCCCCUAAAGUCAAAACCUCUCAAAGGCGAUUCGAGUCAGUUGCGAAAAUUGAAAAACUCAACCCGGGAAGCUGAGGGUUAUACUGAGGCUGAUAUUGAAAUGAUACGUGUUCGACGAAUUCUUACACUGGUUAAGGGUCUAGACGAACGGGCAAAAAAGGUAUUCUUCGCCUUGCAAGCUCGUCAAUUAAGCAUGAGGACAUUUAUGACUUUCUACUUGACCGCCUGUGAGGACUACAAUGGCGGUGUGAUGGACAAUGAUGAGGAAAUUACCAAGUCGAAAUUAUCUAAAGUCAUUGAUAACCUGGCCAAAAUGCUUCCAGACCAAGCCAAAGCUUCGGCGGACCUUUGGAAAUUUGCAAAAAUGCAUGACAGGCGCAACUACCAGCUUAUUCGGUUCGCUAUGGCUGUCGUGAGUGAUUACCGAACCGUAACAAAGGCCAUCAGGGAAUUAUCCAAGCGGAUCACAGCAAACACCUCUGCUUCUACGAGUUUGCUCGAGACAUUAACUCCGUUGGUUUACCGAAGCAGCUCCCUAAUCUUCAACCGAAGUCAUAUCCCUGCGAUUAUGGACUUGUCAAGAAGUGACGAAUUCGGGCUUGCGAAUACCGCACAUGAAAUACUCAGAGAAACUUCAUCCCAAAACCCGGAAGUUCUCGAAGCGCAUGUCCAAGAUAUGUGCAAAGACCUGGAAUCUCAUGCGCCAAGCGCGAAGCAAUCAGAUGAGGCGGGCGUUGAGGAGGUAUUAAAAGCUUGCGCCGGGUUCGCGAAGAAGCUACCUACUAAACUUCCCACGGAGCGCAAAUUUUUAAUUGCUCUUACCAAUUACGCCCAAUACAGCUCGUCGCCCAAAGCGGCGAAACAUGCCGUCUCGAUUAUCAUGGCCACAUCGGAUAAGAAGCAGAUGUAUGCGAAAGACCUAAUAAAGAAGUCAGUCCAGAACUGCACAUACGACUCACCACACUUUCUAUCCAAACUUGCAACGAUAUCCCAAAUCAAUCUUCUUGCUCCAGAGAUUGCAGAUGAAAAAAGUGAUGCGAUCAUCUCUAUCGCUACGAAUGAUAUACUAUUCAAUAAUCGGUCAUCAAAACCGUCCGCUGAGUACACGUGGUCUGAUGAGAUAGAUGAUGAGACGUCUGCUAAGGAAUGGGCCCUUAAGAUCCUCGUGAACAGAGUCCGUGCCAAGCAACGCAUAGAAGAUGAACAGACUUUCCGUUCUUGUGCUGAACCUGUUUACAAAAUCCUCAAUACCCUUGUUGCCAACAACGGAGAACUUUCUGAGAAACACAAUUCUCCAGCAACUCAAAAGCCAAGACUUCGUUUACUUGCCGCAAAACUUAUCAUCAAACUUAGUAGCGCUCACUCAAUCUGCGAAAAGAUGCUGACCCCGACGGAUUUCAAUGUUGUCGCCCUGGUUGCGCAGGAUCAAUUGGAGCCCGUGAGGUCGAGUUUUAUUGGACAGCUAAAGAAGAAACUUACGCAAACGACGCACUUGGGUACAAGAUGGUAUGCUGUUGCCUUCCUCCUGGCGUUUGAACCAAAUAAAAACCUCAAGGAGAGCACACUUACCUGGCUACGAUCUCGAACACAUUUCUUUACCCGCCUGUCGCAAAACAAUGACAAGGGAUCAGACCAGCAAACAGUCAUGGAAUCACUGGUUGCACGUCUUCUUUCCCUUCUAGCAUACCAUCCUGAUUACCCCCCUGAAUCAUCUGAUGAGUCUACUAAAGUGGAUGACCUCGCGGAUUUUGCUCGAUACAUACUUUUCUACCUUUCUGCAGUUGCCAACGAAAACAACCUUUCCCUUAUUUUCCACAUCAUACAACGAGUUAAGCAAGUUCGAGACGCCAUCACCGGCUCAGCAUCGAUGUCCACUCGCCUGUAUACUCUCUCAGACCUUGCGCAGGCGACCACCCGUCGCUUCGCAGAAUUAUACUCCCAACAGCAUAAAAUCGGUGGCGGUGGUGGCAGUGGAGCAGCCAAUAUUCUCCAAACUUAUCCUGGCAAAAUGCGGCUCCCAAGUUCACUCUUUACAACUAUACCGAUCCACAGAGAAGCAGUUUCUAUUGCAGAGAAAAAUUACUUAGCAGAGGAGGUUGACGAUAAGCUCGACCGCAUUGUCCGAUUGUUCAUGAAGCCAAGAACCCAGUCAGUGUCUAACGUGCAGAGUCAAGCACGAAAACGGAAGGCAGAUUUACCAUCUAUGGACAAGACUAGUGGAUUAAAAAGGGAGCGCAGAGAUAAGAAACAGAAGGCUCUCCCAAUUCGGAAAACUUCAAUUUCAGAAACGGGUGUAAAGCCUGCCAAGCGGAGGAAGACGAGCGACGAAGAUGAUUGGGAUGGUGGCGGAAGGCCAGGUGAGACGGAAUCAAAUGCCCGCCGUAGAAGCGGUCGGGAAAUCAAAACCCAUGUUUCCUACGCUGAAAGGGAUAGUGAUGAGGACGAUAUGAAAAUGGCGGAGUCGGAAGAGGAAGACAGUAGCGCUGAAUCAGAGAACGAGGGUAGUGGUCGGAAGGAAUCACCCAAAGCAGAAGAGGAACCAGAAGACAAAGUGACUGAAGACGAAGAGGAAGGUUGGGACAACGCUACCCCUGAUUCCUUUUCUGGCAACCAAGACGAAUCAAUGGAAGAUGUCCAGAUAUCUUCCCCGGCCCCACAGCCGAAAUCUAAGCGCCAAAUGCCUAUGAGAAAACAACGGCAGCAAGCCGAAUCUUCUUCGCCUGUUACUAUUACUCAAGGCCAGGGCAGAGAGGAAAAGAGAAAUACAUAG